GCGGGUGACUCGCUCGCUCACAGCCUGCAGGCAAUGCUCUCGCGUGGGGUUUGCUUGACAUUCGCAUAAAUACAGUGAGCAAGGGCAGCGUCUGUCCACUGUCCUAGGAUCGCUAUUGUUGCUAUGAACAUGGCUGCUGCAAUUCAGAACCCUCUCACUCUUCCCACCCUCCUCGACCCUCUGUCCUGGCAGUUGCCAGGAUGGAAUGAACCUCUUACUUCACAUGAACUAGAGUCACACCCGGACGACAGUACUUUGGACAAGUUGGAUUCGUCUCUGGCACUGCUGUCGAGAUACAGAAAUAGCCUCAGACCAUUCAAUCGACUAUCAUCGGACAUUCUUGUUUUGAUUUUCAGCGAGCUGGUGGCUGGACAUGCGGACCCAUACGAUGUGAAGUUCGGGUCCUAUCCAUGGAUGGGUGUCGCUCAAGUGUGUCAUUUCUGGAGACAAGUCGCAUUGACGACACCUAUUCUAUGGACGCAUCUCAGUACCCGCUACUGCACGGCUGCACUAGCCUGUAUAGAGCGGUCUGCGGAGGCCGCGUUGUCUCUCUACAUUUGCGAGAGUUCGAAGGAUGAGAAGAUUUCCCAAGUCCUUUCGGCCGUCCAACCUCAUAUAGCGCGCUUGCGGCACCUAUACGUCCCUUCGAACAUGCUGAAAGACGAUAACGACCAUAUUCACCAAGUACUGCAACCUCUCGUUAACUCUACUGCGCCAGCACUGGAGACGUUCGAGACUAUCAAAAUUCGUGCUAACGCAGGUUGGAUACCAAUGCCCGCGCUAUUCACUGGGAGUACCCCAAGCCUGACACGCCUUAAAGUCCAUUUUAUGCUCCCACAGCUUCGCAGCGUAACGUUUGGGAAGCUUCAGGUCCUCUCGUUCACAGGGAGGAAGCAUACACCUAUAACGCUCCCUGCAUCCGAGCUCCUUGAUAUUCUGGAGGCCUGUCCAUUACUCCAAUCUCUCAAAACCGAGAAAGUCAAUUUCACGCCGGCUCGUGACAACGAGUCACGGAAAAUCCCACUAGAUCAUCUUCAGGUGUUGCAACUCGGUCGCACCAAAGCAUCAGCGGUUGCCGAUAUCAUGAAGCGGCUCAUCAUUCCAGGAUGCGCCAUUCGACUAAAGGUCCACUUUGACCGUUAUGAGGAUAAUAAGUUCUAUAUGGGUAUUCCGUUACCCCAUGAACUCGAACUCAACCAUCCCCUGCGAGAUAUUCGGAAAUUCUAUGUCCAGUUCAUGAACGGCUACGAGGGUGUCGAAAUCUUUGGAUCGACUGCCCAUCAUCCCUUCCAUAUCCACGGCUUCGUCGAGCAGGAUACUCUCUCCAACCUCGGAGACAUGGAUACUAUCGCGGGGACAGUAUUCCAGAGCAUCAUCAAGGCAUUCGACUUGGAGGCUGUGGAAGACUUCGCUAUGACGGAGUAUCGCAAUAACUAUCGCUGGACGGGUCUCAACAAGAAGAAUUGGAUGGACACUUUCAGACGGAUGCCGAAGUUGAAGGUGUUCCGUUUGACAUCAGACGGAAGCUACGAUGAAGGAUACUCUCGUGCCAUUCUCGCUGCCCUGUCGGAGCGCGAUGAGCGGACGGGCAACUUGUUCUGCCCGCAGUUGGAUGCCAUAGACGUGAAUGGCGACAAGACCUGGUCAUCCUUGCAGUGCUACAUAAUCGCGAAGGACAGGUUGGAAAAUGGUCAUCCUUUGAAGAGAGUUUCAAUGCGACUGGGCCAUUACGCCAGUUUCUCUGACUCUGCUGAUACUGAUCUUCCACGCCUUCGCGAAUACGUGGAACAAGUCGAUCUGGAGCCUCAAGAUAUAGAGCUCCCGCCUUUCCCAAAGUCACCGUGAAAAAUCCUUGUAGCACGAACACCUCACGACUCAGCCACGAUAAAAUAUAUCCCUGCUCAUGUACCGUUAGUUAUAUCUGACCGGCUCCAUAUAUCCUGUAUGCUAAACAACGGAAUACCGAUGUAUCAGUAGUGUAAAACAAUCUACCUCUAUAUAUUUUUGACUCAAAGCACGGUCAGCACUUUCCCUAGCA
Messenger RNA from Somion occarium, 2038 nucleotides. The record is from the annotation of a GenBank genome assembly. Lineage: Eukaryota; Fungi; Basidiomycota; Agaricomycetes; Polyporales; Cerrenaceae.